AUCCUCUUGGCCUAUCCCUUUCCCAGAUUCACCGUCUUCAACACGAUGAGAAUGAGAUGGCCGCUAUUUUCCCGUUCCCCGCCGCGUUGCCGUUUAUCAGCGUUUCCGCGUGAGACGCUUUAGGUCCCAUCUCUUGCCUCUUCCUCGUCCUUGCUUUCUAGUUUCUCCCUUUCCUCCUUCAACUUCCACCCGCAACAGUAUCUCUCCAAACCAAACCUCCAAUUUCGUUGGUUUUGCAUAUAUAUGGGAUUCCUGCAAGCAAAACUGCAGUUAGCUCAUCUUCAUCUGAACCGGUAAGAGUCCAUCUGAUCUGCCUUUCGUUGGUUUGGCAAGACAAAUUGCUCAAUAGAAUCGUUCAAGUAGCCGUCCUGUAGUCUCCUCCUCACAUUCUCCAAGUUCCUUGGUUAGCUGAGUGACUACCCUCGAACACACUUCUUGUCGGUAGUCCAGCAGGGGGGAACAGGAUUCCAAUUAGAGACCUCCUACUUAACCUAGGGCUAGCAAAGCUCCUCCCCCUCUCUCCCGACCUCGAUCUCAAUCUCAAUGUCUAGGGGCGGUGGCUGUGGCUGUUGCGAAUGCUUCUCCCUCCUCCUCCUGUUGGGCCUCUCUGCACUUUUCACUUGGCUCGCGAUCCGACCAAAAGGGCCCACGAUUUCCGUUACGGCCCUCCACAUGCCGGCGCUCAAUCGGACGGCCGGUGAGGGUGGCCGAAACGGCACGGCCCGGAACGACACCAUCGCCAUGGACAUCAAAUUGGAGAACACCAAUAAGGACAGCGGCAUCCACUACGACGGCCUCAACGUCAGCCUAUGGUUCAACGGUUCCAGACUCGUCGGAGAGUCGCCGUUGCCGGCUUUCUACCAGGGAAAGAAGAAGACGGCGCACAAGCAGGCCGUGUUCAAUGGGACGGGAGACGGAUGGGAGGCGGUUUUGCGGGAGGGUUCCAACGCCAGUCAGGUGGUUUUCCGGGUGGUUUUGAAGACGUGGGUCAGAUACAAGGUCGUGUGGUGGAACACGGGCCACCACUCCGGGGAGUACGUGGGUAACGUCCCGGUGGGUACGGACGGAGAAAGGGUGGGCAAGAAUGGAGUCAGGCUCAAGUGAGAAAAAGUGAUUGAUUCUCUUUUCUUCUUCGUCGUAAUUCUUCUUUCCUUUAUUCGUUGGUAACUUGGUUUACUGUCUUUGAUUCAGAAUUGUUGCAUUCCCUUCUUUCCGAAAUGUAUGUAAUUUGUAUAUGUGCAACCAUUUUUACAUUUUCUUCUUCAAACAAGUGAAUGAAGUGGCCAGAAGUUCAUUUUCUGGUCUCACAUUUCCUA
Messenger RNA from Nymphaea colorata (pocket water lily), 1316 nucleotides. RefSeq names its product protein NDR1-like. Bases 544 to 1104 code for a protein of 186 amino acids. Lineage: Eukaryota; Viridiplantae; Streptophyta; Magnoliopsida; Nymphaeales; Nymphaeaceae. The record is from RefSeq and is a predicted model, not a curated record. Gene Ontology annotation, biological process: defense response to other organism. The transcript has a single exon.